Molecule: messenger RNA, 6300 nt
Organism: Pieris rapae (cabbage white)
Lineage: Eukaryota; Metazoa; Arthropoda; Insecta; Lepidoptera; Pieridae
Gene: MRP
Product: multidrug resistance-associated protein 1
Exons: 26
Coding region: 417-4964 (1515 amino acids)
Biological process (GO): transmembrane transport
Cellular component (GO): membrane
Molecular function (GO): ATP binding; ATP hydrolysis activity; ABC-type transporter activity
Source: RefSeq, a predicted model, not a curated record
ACUUUGAAGUAGACACUAGACACUAGACAGUCAUCACCGGACUUGUGAAGUCGUUUCAAUUUUAUUAUUUUGUCAUUCCUUCCGUCUGCCUAUUUAAAUGAAGAAAAGUACACCUAACGUGUUCAUUUUGGUUAUGUGAUCAAUCGAAAGAUCACAUUAUAUAUGCAUAUACUCGCAUAUGGUCGUUUCUCUGUGAACUAGUAAAUAAGAAGUUAUAAGUUAAUUGCUUUUAGUUCAAGGAGUUUACGAGUUACUACAUUAGAUAGCAUCUUUAGAAGUUUUUGCAGGUCGUGUAAUAAUUACCCUCCUACUGCCAACAGUGAUUGAAUUAUCUUCUGAAUGACCGGUUUAUACCGUAUUCUCUAUACUUUUCCGUUGGAAAAUAGUUUUAUACAAUAGCAGUAUUAUUGCUCACAAUGGCCUACAACUCUUCGCUUGACCAAUUUUGCGGAUCAAAAUUUUGGGAUAGCAACUUAACAUGGAAUACAGACAGUCCGGAAUUAACUCCAUGUUUUCAAAAAACUGUGCUUAUAUGGAUACCUUGUGCCUUCCUUUGGGUUGGUGCACUUUUGGAGAUAUAUUAUAUUCUAAACAGUAAAGAGAGAAAUAUACCAUGGAAUAUAUUUAAUAUUAGUAAACUUAUACUUACCAUUUUAUUAAUUGUACUUAAAUUUGUGGAUCUCGGUGUAACUGUUCAUAAAGCAUCAAAAGUGGAUGAAGAAGUUUUUAAUGUCGACUUCUAUGCUCCCGUAGUGAAGAUACUGACUUUUGUUUUGGCGGCAACACUUCUUUAUUACAAUAGGAAAUGUGGUAUGCGAGCAUCAGGAGUAUUGUUCUUCUUCUGGCUAUUGUUGAUACUUGCUAGUCUACCACAAUUCAGAUCUGAAAUCAUUGACCACCAACAAUUGGCAGAAGAUGAGAAUGUACAAUAUAACUUUGUCAGUUACAUGAUAUACUAUUCAUUGAUUCUACUAAUGUUUGUACUGAACUGCUUUGCUGACCUCCCACCUAAGGAUUCACCGUACAAAUUUGAUAAGAACCAAUGUCCAGAAACCGCGUCGGGGUAUCCGAGCCGUCUUACUUUUAGCUGGUUCGAUCCCCUGGCACUGACAGGGUUUAAAAGAAGUUUAGUUGAAAGUGAUCUUUGGGCACUGAACCCGCAAGAUUCGUCUGAGGAAAUCGUUCCACGAUUCGCUAAGUACUGGGACAGAGCCUUGAAGAAACGCGAUGCGGCAACCGGGACAAAAGCUACGUAUAGCAAGACGUCCGCCAGCGUCAACUUUAAACCUGAAAACGAAAGGAAACCAGCGUCAAUUUUACCGGUUCUUUGUUUGGCAUUUGGCGGAGAAUUCUUUUUCGGCGCGUUACUGAAACUGGUCAACGAUGUGAUUAUGUUCGUCUCCCCACAGCUGUUGAGGCUCUUAAUAGGAUUUGUUGACAGUAAUGAAACAAUAUGGAAAGGUUAUCUUUACGCCGUUGCACUUUUAGCGUGUGCGAUAGCGCAAACGUUGCUAUUAGCCCAUUACUUUACGAGAAUGUACUUAGUGGGUAUGAGAAUAAGGACUGCAUUGACGAACGCAAUUUAUCGAAAAUCUUUACGCAUAUCAAACGCAGCCAAAAAGGAUUCUACAGUUGGGGAAAUUGUGAAUUUGAUGUCUGUGGAUGCCCAAAGAUUUUUGGAGUUGAUGGCUUAUAUCAAUAUGAUAUGGUCCGCCCCUCUGCAGAUAACCCUCGCGUUGUACUUCCUCUGGGGUAUUCUGGGCCCGUCUGUUCUUGCCGGCUUGGCUGUUAUGAUCGUGCUUAUUCCCGUCAAUGGUCUUAUUGCUAACAGAGUUAAGACUUUACAAAUAAGGCAGAUGAAAUAUAAGGAUGAAAGGGUAAAACUUAUGAACGAAAUUCUCAACGGUAUUAAGGUUUUAAAAAUGUAUGCUUGGGAACCUAGUUUCGAGGAUCAAGUUAUUAAAAUCAGAAACAAGGAGAUGUAUGUCCUCAAACAAACUGCGUAUCUCAAUUCUGCAACAGCAUUCAUUUGGUCGUGUGCCCCGUUCCUGGUUACCUUUCUAACUUUCUUCACUUAUGUGAUAAGCGAUCCUGAAAAUCAUGUUUUGACACCAGUCAAUGUGUUUGUGUCGAUGGCUUUGUUUGCCACGAUGCACCUGCCUUUAGGGUUACUUCCGAUCAUCGUGGUCACAACCAUUGAGACCGCGGUUGGUAUAAAAAGAUUAAAUAAAUUCAUGAAUGCAGAAGAAUUAGAUGAAGAAUCGGUGGAACAUGACCCGAAGGAUCCUAACCCAUUAUCGAUCGAAAACUGUAAUUUCUCAUGGGGAGACACGGCUGAACCAAUUCUAAAGAAUAUCAAUCUACAAGUGCCCAAAGGGCAUUUAGUUGCUGUCGUAGGCGCCGUUGGUUCCGGGAAGAGUUCUCUUUUGUCGGCUCUACUUGGUGAAAUGUAUAAAACAUCAGGAAGAAUUAAUACUUACGGUACAGUCGCAUACGUACCACAACAAGCUUGGAUCCAAAACGCAACAUUACAAGACAACAUUUUGUUUGGCAACUCACUCGAUAAGAGCAAAUACAAUAAUGUAAUUAACAUGUGUGCACUCAAACCAGACUUCGAGAUGCUCACAGGCGGCGAUCAGACCGAAAUUGGUGAAAAAGGUAUCAAUUUAUCCGGUGGGCAAAAACAGCGGGUGUCAUUAGCUCGCGCCGUGUACUGUGACGCCGACAAUUACUUCUUGGAUGACCCGCUUAGCGCCGUCGACUCUCACGUUGGGAAACAUAUCUUUGACAAGGUUAUAGGACCAAAUGGGUUGCUACAAAACAAGACCCGUGUAUGGGUCACUCAUCAAGUGUCGUAUUUGGCCCAAACUGACCUUGUCGUAGUGUUACGAGACGGAGAGGUUUCAGAAGCAGGCACAUACCAACAGUUGCUGGAAAAGAAGGGCGCGUUUGCCGAGUUCCUUCUUAAUCACUUGAGCGACGCUGAAAGAACAUCUCCGGAAGAAUUGGAUGAAAUUAAACAAGACUUGGAAAGCAAAUUAGGAACAGAGUUCCAGAACAAAUUACAAAGGGCUCGAUCGCUAUCUGAGAGUGCCUCUGAAACUGAAGUACCCGCUGGAGGUGACAGACGUGAAAGUGUUAAACGGCGAACUCCGGAAGACAAUGCUGAGGAACGAAAGGAAAAGAACAAACUAAUUGAGACUGAAAAGGCAGAAACUGGAAGUGUAAAAUGGGCAGUUUACAAGCAGUACUUAACCAGCGUUGGUGUGAUGGCGUCAUUGGUAACAUUCAUCAUGAAUAUGAUUCUACAAAUGUUCCAAGUCGGCUCAAAUUACUGGCUAGCGAAGUGGUCUAACGAUGAUCAAAUGAUGGUGAAUGGUACAGUGAACAAAGCGAGGCGUGACUUGUUUUUGGGUGUAUACGGUGGUCUUGGCAUUGGCCAGGUGGUCACUGUAUCGGUGUCGUCGCUGGCGUUAUAUCUGGGCGCGUUGGUUGCGGCGCGUACUCUGCACUCUAAGCUCCUAUCGGGCGUUCUUCGAGCGCCAUCUAUUGGCUUCUUCGACUGCACCCCUACUGGAAGAAUCCUCAACAGAUUCAGCAAGGACAUCGAAGUACUAGACAAUGUCCUGCCCAUGACGCUACGGGGAUGGACAGCCUGCUUCUUCUCGGUUCUUGGCACGUUGUUCGUCAUAAGUGUAUCGACGCCUAUAUUCGUGUUUGUGAUAUUGCCCAUCGGGGUAGUAUACUACAUUAUUCAGCGUUUCUACGUGGCCACAUCCAGACAGCUGAAGCGGCUUGAAUCCAUUUCUCGUUCACCAAUUUAUUCACACUUCAGUGAAAGUAUCACUGGUGCUACUACGAUACGAGCCUACGGUGUUACUGAGAGGUUUGUCGAAGAGUCAGAACGCGGUGUAGACCACAACCAAGCAUGUUAUUACCCGAGCUGCAUCGCAAACAGAUGGUUGGCAAUCCGCUUGGAAAUGAUUGGCAAUGUCAUUAUAUUCUUCGCUGCAUUGUCUGUCGUACUCGGCCGCGACACCAUCGACCCUGGCAUUGUGGGGCUCUCUGUCACCUAUGCGCUACAGAUAACGCAAAUCCUGAACUGGCUGGUUAGAAUGACAUCGGAAGUUGAAACCAAUAUUGUAGCUGUUGAAAGGAUAAAGGAAUACUCGGACACUCCUUCGGAAGCAGCCUGGAACCUUCCAAAUGGCCCAGGUUCCACAUGGCCCGAAACAGGUGCCUUGCAAUUAGAUGGUCUAACUAUCUGCUACCGUCCUGGGGAACCCGUCUUACGAGAUUUGACCUGCACUGUGUCACCCCGGGAGAAAUUGGGUAUCGUCGGACGAACCGGGGCAGGCAAAUCUACGCUUACGUUAGGCCUAUUCCGCAUCGUAGAGCCAACCAGCGGUAAAAUAAUGAUCGACGGUAUCGAUAUAUCGUCUAUUGGCUUACACCAGUUGCGCUCACGCAUCACUAUCAUCCCUCAAGAUCCCGUUUUAUUCUCUGGUACUUUGAGGCUGAAUCUGGACCCCUUUGAGACAUUCACAGAUGAUCAAAUUUGGAGGUCACUCGAGCAUGCCCAUCUGAAGGCUUUUGUACAAGGUCUCCCAUCGGGUCUGCUCCACGAAGUGUCAGAGGGCGGCGGUAACUUGUCUGUGGGUCAACGGCAACUGGUUUGUUUGGCCAGAGCUCUUCUCCGUAAGACUCCAUUGCUCGUAUUGGACGAAGCAACGGCCGCUGUGGACCUUGAAACCGACGAUCUUAUACAGAAAACAAUUCGUACAGAAUUCGCGUCAUGUACAGUACUAACGAUUGCCCAUCGUCUUAACACAAUCAUGGACUCGACGCGUGUAAUGGUGUUGGAUAAGGGCCAGUUGGUGGAGUAUGCUCCUCCCGAACAGCUGCUGCAGGACAAGAACUCCAUCUUCUACAGCAUGGCAAAAGAUGCUGGACUUGUCAACUAGCCUUCUUUGUAUGACUUAAGCUUAACAUUUACUUUACUAUAUUUACUACAUUGAAGCGAUUUACAUGGUACAGCUGAAUCUUAUAAAAACAUCUAAGGAGUUAUAUAUAUUUUGAAAUAUGUUAAGGUCACGUUUGCCUAAAUCGAUAUUUCUUGUCACAAAUAGUGGGUGGUUUUGUCCAGAUUUCUAUACAAAUAUUUUGAACAUUUUUCAGAAAUUGUUUUAACAAUAUUUAUCUUAUGCGUAAUAUUAAAAAGCUUAUCUAACAAUUUUAAACAAAAAAUGUUUUUAAAAGUCUUCCACUAUGUGUGUUCUAUCAUAAUUUUUCCAAGAUUUCAGACCUAGGCAUUAUCACACACUCACACACACACGCUCACAACAUUUUUGAAGGCAUGUCGUAACACACGCGCUCAAUUUACGUAAUUUACAAGAAACAGUGUAAAUCUCAUAUAUCCUAAAUAGUUUCAUUAAUUUUAGAUCUUUAUACUUAUUAUCUUCACAGCGGAUAAGUGUAUUUAUAAGUGACUUUGCAUAUUUAUAAAUUAUAUACAAUAUUAAUAAUUUCGAAUUCGUCCAACAUACAUCGUACGAUAAGGAUCGUUUUCCAAAACGUAGACAUUUAGUUUACCGAUUGUUUAAACAAAUCUUAAUUAAGAGUUCAUUAAUAUAGACUGAAAUGCGCCCUUAGCCAAUCUUUACCGGUUCACUUAAUGUCUGCCAGGGGAAUGUAUGGGACAUUCGCCUUGUUCCUCGGGAUUUCACGAGGAACUUCUAAAAUGUGUGCUAUCGCCAGUUGUUUCUUUACAAUAUUUAGGUAAACUUUUCCAUACUAAAUAUUUAUGUUACUUUAAGUUUUCACGUAUUUUUGCGCUAAGGGUAUCGCUAUCGCCAGUCGAUAGAAACUAUGGUAAUACUACUUGUAAUUGUUAAUACGUUUACUAAUACGUUUUGGAUUAUUGGUCUGGGUAAAAGAUUACAAAGCAUAAUAAGAGAUUUUUUUUGAAUGGCUUUAUACUUAAAUUAAGUACUUAAUGUGCAAUGAAUGAAGCAAUAAAACUAAAUAAGACUGAAUUCGAAAUUUCUACUUAAGGAUACUCGAUACUUAACCACGCUAUUAUAGAUUAAAGGAGUACUUGUUACACAUACGUCCACUUUUUAACUUAAAAAGUACUUUACUUUGGUUAGUAUAUACAGCUAAACGGGUAUGGAUGUUUAAGCAAGAACAUCGGAUAUGUCAGAUACCACAAAAAAACCAUUGGUUGUGACGGAAGCAUAAGAAUGGUUUUUUACUUGAAAUUUUAUUUCCGAUGAAGAUGGUUAAGAAAAAUAUUGAUAU